Armigeres subalbatus is the source of this 2073-nucleotide messenger RNA. RefSeq lists its product as uncharacterized. Gene Ontology annotation, molecular function: nucleic acid binding. Bases 1 to 2073 code for a protein of 690 amino acids. The transcript is spliced from 5 exons. Gene Ontology annotation, biological process: DNA integration. NCBI's taxonomy places the organism in Eukaryota, Metazoa, Arthropoda, Insecta, Diptera, Culicidae. The record is from RefSeq and is a predicted model, not a curated record.
AUGGAUGCGAGAGCAACGGUAAACGGCGUGUCAUUCAACUCUUCCUUGCUAAAAGGACCAGAUAUGCUGGCGUCAUUGCCAGCGGUUCUCAGCAAUUUUCGGAGGUUCCAGUAUGCUUUAGCCGCCGACAUAAAGGAAAUGUUUCACCGAAUCAAGAUACGAGAAGAGGAUCGACAGUUCCAAAGGUUCCUGUGGCGAGACCGACCGGACGUGGAACCGACAAUAUUCGUGAUGAACGUAGCAAUCUUCGGGUCCACGUGUUCCCCGAGUUCGGCCCAAUACGUCAAAAAUCGCAACGCACGGGAUUUUGCCGAUGACUAUCCAACAGCGGCCAACGCAAUCAUCCGCCACCAUUAUGUCGACGAUUAUCUGGACAGUUUCGGAACGAAAGAGGAAGCAGUAACAGUCGGCCGUGAAGUGAAGACAAUCCACGAGAAAGGCGGUUUUGAAAUACGAAAUUUCCUGUCCAACAAACCGGAAAUCGCCGAAAGUGUGGGGGCGCAAUCAACAGCAAUGGAGAAACUAUUCCAAAUAGGAAAGGAGGAAUGUUCUGAAUCUAUUCUCGGUGGUAACCAAGAAACAUACAACGCGCUACAAAUACACGUUUUUGUUGAUGCGAGUGAAUCGGCUUAUUCUAGUGUACUAUACUUCCGUGUGAAAACUUCGUACGGAGUGGAUACUGUGCUAGUAUCAGCGAAAUCAAAGGUAGCCCCGCUUAAAAUGCUCUCCAUUCCCCGUUUGGAACUUCAGGCGGCAGUGCUUGGAUCGCGACUGUUGAACAGUGUUAUAAAGAUGCACGAUCUCCAAGUAACCAAGCGAGUGCUCUGGACUGACUCCCGGACAGUGCUGGCAUGGUUAAAUUCCGAUCAUCGUAAAUAUCAUCAGUUCGUGGGCUUCCGCAUAGCAGAAAUCUUAACUACAACGGAAGUAGACGAAUGGCGGUGGAUUCCCACUAAAAUAAACGUAGCGGAUCUUGCAACGAAGUGGGGAACGGGUCCCGAUCUGAGUGGAAAUGGUGUGUGGUAUCACGGCCCGGAAUUCUUACGCCAGUCAGAAGAGUUGUGGCCACAGCAACAGCGAGAAAACUCUCCGACUGUAGAAGAGAUCAGAUCCUGCAACGUUCAUGGAUCUACCCCGCAACCAAUGGUGAACUUGGCUCGCUUUGGUCGCUGGGAGCGAAUUCAGCGAACAUUAGGGUAUGUGCACCGGUUCGUCGAUAACGUACAACGAAGACAACAAGGUGUUCCACUAGAAUUGGGGAUUCUCACUCAAACUGAAUUGGCUGCGGCGGAGCGAAGUUUAUGGAAGCAAGCGCAACACGAUUACUACCUGCGUGAAGUGGAAGAUCUUAGCGAGAAAAAUUGUACAACGGUGUCAAAAUCCAGCAACAUUUAUAAACUGUGCCCUUUCCUGGAUAAGUACGGUGUACUUCGUAUGCGCGGUCGGCUCGAUCUAGCUUUGUAUGUGCCAUACGAGGCCAAGUUUCCAACAAUACUUCCACAACAAUCGACAAUAACAUGUUGCAAAGGUAGCAAAGAGCUGUAUGUGGUGUCGUGUACGGAGAACUGUGCCGAAGUCACCAACAAUGGCUCCUUUGCCAAAAUGCUGGUGAAACAAGGAAGAAGUAACGCGAAGAGAUGGAUUGCUUUGUUCACAUGUCUGAGUAUUCGUGCGAUCCACAUGGAAGUAGCUCACUCUCUCUCAACGGAAUCCUGCAUCUUAGCGAUCCGAAGGUUCGUUAACCGUCGUGGGGCGCCAGCUGAAAUAUAUAGCGACAACGGGACAAACUUUCACGGCGCCAACAAUAAACUGCAACAGCAGAUCGCAGAACGCGACCAGACCCUAGCCACAGUCUUUACCAACACCAAUACCAAGUGGUCCUUCAAUCCACCUGGAGCUCCUCACAUGGGUGGAGUGUGGGAGAGAAUGGUCCGCUCUGUGAAAAUGGCCAUAGGAACGUUCCUCGAAGCUACCAGGAAACCGGACGAUGAAACGUUGGAAACGAUUAUCAUAGAAGCUGAAGGAAUAAUUAAUUCGCGACCGUUGACUUAUAUCCCAUUAGAGGAGCUCUAG